CAAAGAUUCAUUCUUACUCUUACCCUCACAAAACAACAAAAGCAUCUCUUCCUAUCUUUGGUUCUAUAUCUUUAUUUAUCUUGGUGUGGUUUUAUUUGUUUCAAAUUGGUAACAUAACCCUAAGGUCUCACCAAAUAGUCGUCGUCAUUAUUAGGUACGAGGAAGUUGGUUGAUUACCCCCUCAUAGACGAAUAAGACGGAAUUUUCGAAACAUCUCAGCCCUACCUAGGUAUGCGCAUUAGCUAGAUCUUGGAGCAUUUCCCGCGGAUCGCCCGCCUAAUGUCUAACGCAUCUUCCGCUGCUCCUGUUCAAUCCAAUUCGACUCCAAUGGAUUCCUCCGCCCGCUCGUCUCCAAACGAACAUUCAAUCAGUUCACCUGGCGCUGCAUCGACGCCACAAGACUCUGCGCCCGGAUCGAAUCCCGCUUCAGCCGCUGCUACAUCUGGCUCUUCUAAUCCAACAUUCACACCAUCCGGUCCCAUUACACUCGACCCCUCUACGACUCCCUCCUCGGCGCUGAACCCACGCAGUUGCGUAACAUGUCGCCGCCGAAAAGUUAGAUGCGAUAAAUUUAUGCCUUGUGGCAAUUGUCGCAAGGCCCAGAUCCAAUGUGUCUUUCCAGCACCUGGCCGGGCUCCUCGGCGACCGCGCAUGAAAGAUCCCAAUGCCCCGCCGAAACAGACUAGCGAACGCGAGAUCGAGUUGAUGAAGCGAUUAAGGAAGCUAGAGAGUAUAGUAGAAGAUUUAAGCGGGCAGAUCGAAAUCGAGACAGCGAGACAUCCUUCUCUAAGCGGCGGCGGUUCGCCUGAGACAGCAAUAGAUAACGCACAAGAGAGGGAACGAAGAAGACAAAGUGGAAUGGUAUAUAGCGAGAACCUUCCCGGUGGUUAUCCGCCUGCCGAAUAUUCUAGACUUGGUCGUUCGCAGAUUGGUGAUCCUCCGUUAACAAGUCCUUCCGGAGAAGUGGGCAAGUCUUUCGGAAGAUUAGUGUUGAACGAGAAAGGGAAAUCGCGCUACAUAAGCAGCGCAUUUUGGUCUAAGAUUAAUGACGAGAUUAAUAAACUUCGGACAGACACGGAGAUGCUCAGCGAUGAGGAUUCUGAAGGUUCAGAUGAUGGCAGUAGCCCCGGUUCGCUUAACCCAUAUUCAGACCAGGUCGAUCAUCACGGUUUCGUACUCGGCUAUAGUUCUUCUAACGUCGAUUUACGGAAAUUACAUCCCUUACCGUCCCAAAUACCAUUUAUAUGGCAAGUCUAUCAGGAGAACGUCGAUCCGCUUGUGAAGAUAUUACACGUACCAUCUAUGAAUAAGGUCAUCCGCGAGCUUAGAACAAAUAUUAAUGACCUAUCACCGGGAAUGGAGGCGCUAAUGUUUGCUAUAUACUACGCUUCUAUCACGUCUAUGGAAGAGCAUGAGGUCAAGGUAAAUUUUGGCGCCGAAAAAGGACAACUUAUUAACAAAUUUCGAUUCGCCACGGAGCAGGCUCUAGCGAAAGCCAAUUUUCUAGUCACCUCCGAAUUGAUAGUUGUGCAAGCUUUUACUCUCUUCCUCGUUCUUGUCCGACGGUAUGAUGAUACUAGGUUCGCCUGGACUCUAACAGGACUCGCAAUUCGCAUAUCACAAUCGCUCGGAAUACAUCGAGAAGGGACCAAGUUUGACGAAUUAAGCCCUUUUGACGUCGAAAUGCGUCGUCGACUAUGGUGGGCUAUAUGUAUUUUGGAUCUUAGGUCGGCGGAAGAUCAGGGUACCGAGUUAACGAUCGCGGAACGAACAUACGAUACGCACUUCCCGUUAAAUAUAAAUGACGUCGAUAUAACACCUGAUAUGACAGAAUUUCCCGAGGAGAGAACGGGACCCACGGAUAUUACAUUUUGUCUUAUUCGUUACGAGAUUUGUGCUUUGUCUAGAAAGAUCCAUUUGGCAACAAAUGGGAUGGCCCCAUGUCGCUCUCGAAGUACGGAAGAAGAACGAGAGAAGAUGCUUCUCGAAUGUUACGAACGCAUCGAGAAGAAGUAUUUAAAAUCAUGCGGCGAUAAAGAUUCCGACGUACUUCAUUGGGUCGCAGCAAUGAUCGCGCGACUUAUCAUGGCUAAAAUGAGUCUACUUAUAUACCAACCAAUGCUACUUCACUCGACAGGCCAAGAGCUUGCUAGUGAUAUACGGCAUCGUCUCUUCAUGGCGUCCCUUGAGGUCGUCGAAUACACAAAAGUCCUUAACUCGGAGCCGAAGUGUCGGCAAUGGAGAUGGCUUUUCCAGACGUACGCACAAUGGCACGCCGUUGCGUAUCUAUUGCUGGAGACGUGUCGCCUACCGUGGACUCCCUCACUUGAACGUGCAUGGAUUGUACUUAAUGCGACUUUCCAAACUCCUGACGCUGUGGUACGUGCUAGGCCCGGGGUAUGGAUUCCAUUACGCAAAUUGAUGGGCCAAGCGAGUCGUCAUCGAGAAGAAGAGGUUCAACGACUAAGGGCUAACCCUGAAGCUGCGCAACAGCUUGACACGGAUGAGCAACUAAAGGCUCAACCAGACAGUUUUAAACAUUUGUCUAGCUCUGUGCGAAGUGUUCUCGCCCAGGAUCAGUGGCGCAAGCUCGUCGGCGUCAAGGGUCCCGACAAACCAACUUUCCACGUAUCAAGCCUAUUAGGUGAUGGAACACAGACGGAUAAAAGGGAAAUCCCACAAGGACAAUCUAAUGUCGAAGUACCUUCAUCUCAGAUGCAAUUCGUGGACCACAUAAUGUCGCAACCAUAUCUAGACUCUUCGGACUUAUUCGGAGUCGCGUUUCCAGCACAAAAUGCUUAUCUAACUGAAGGAGGUGGUCAGCCACCAGGAAAUUCCCGCCCAGAUACAUCCGUUCCUAUCGAAGCAUUCGGCCCUUCCGGUAACGAUGCAUAUGAUCCUACAACAGGACCGACGCCGCAAAGCUACGUUGAAGAUAACCCCCCGCCAUGGCUUUGGACCGAUGCCUGGGGAGAUAAUACUACGAAUCGUGGAAACCCCAAUAUGCCAGCUGCUGACGAUCAGGAAGUCAAUAUGGAUGUUGAUGAAGGUUUUAAUUGGCAAAACUGGAUGGAUAAUGGGCUUGCUAUGGGUCGGGUUGGUUUUAUGGGUGGUAUUUAACCAAGGAAACCAACCUAGAUA
Molecule: messenger RNA, 3141 nt
Organism: Hypoxylon trugodes
Lineage: Eukaryota; Fungi; Ascomycota; Sordariomycetes; Xylariales; Hypoxylaceae
Product: fungal-specific transcription factor domain-containing protein
Exons: 3
Coding region: 280-3120 (946 amino acids)
Biological process (GO): regulation of DNA-templated transcription; DNA-templated transcription
Molecular function (GO): DNA-binding transcription factor activity, RNA polymerase II-specific; DNA binding; zinc ion binding
Source: RefSeq, a predicted model, not a curated record